This is a messenger RNA of Malassezia japonica, 1605 nucleotides long. It is a transcript of the gene SKS1, whose product is annotated as Serine/threonine protein kinase. Gene Ontology annotation, biological process: protein phosphorylation; intracellular signal transduction. The record is from RefSeq and is a predicted model, not a curated record. The transcript has a single exon. Gene Ontology annotation, molecular function: ATP binding; protein serine/threonine kinase activity. NCBI's taxonomy places the organism in Eukaryota, Fungi, Basidiomycota, Malasseziomycetes, Malasseziales, Malasseziaceae. The coding region runs from base 1 to 1605 and encodes 534 amino acids.
AUGACCAGCGUAACUCCGCCUCAGCACCGCAACCUUAUUGGGACACGGAUUGCCGACGGCCGCCUGGAGCUUCUCUCGGUGCUGGGACUGGGCGCCUAUGGCGUUGUCUAUCUUGCACGGGAUGUCUCCUCAUUUCAACACGCACGCAAGUUCCUCGGCGAGUCGUCGCGAGGGACCAAUGGACAAGGCGACUACUACGCCGUAAAGUGCCUUAACAAGGUCGGUCUCGACAAUCGCCAGCGCGCUUUCCAGCGCCGCGAGACACUCUUGCAUACCAUGACAUCCAGCCACCCGAACGUGGUCUCUUUGCAUCGCAUCAUUGACGAACCGCAUGAUCCCAACGUCUAUGUCAUCAUGGACUACUGCCCGGAUGGCGAUCUCUUCUCGAUGAUUACCGAGAAGAUGCAGUACACCGUGGACCCUGAGCCCUAUGUGCGCGACCCGGUUGCCAACGACGGCCGCCCCAUGCCUGAAGACCCUGCCUAUACCCGCACCCGCCUUGCUAUGGACGUGGUGGUGAAAGACGUCUUCAACCAGAUCUUGGAUGCCGUGGAACACUGUCACAACAUGGGCAUCUACCACCGCGAUCUCAAGCCAGAGAACAUCCUGUGCAUGCAGAACGGACGCCGGGUACUACUGGCCGACUUUGGUCUUGCCACCGGCGACCGCUGGAGCAACGACUUUGGCUGCGGCAGCUCAUUCUACAUGGGCCCCGAGUGCCAAGGUGGCCUGUCGGCACGCCUCUCGCACUACAAUACCGCCGCCAACGAUGUGUGGUCGCUGGGCGUCAUUUUGAUCAAUCUUAUCUGCGGCCGCAACCCGUGGAAGCAGGCCAGCUCCCAGGACGAGACCUUCCGCGAAUACCUCAAGGACCCCGACUUUAUCAAGAAGGUCCUGCCGAUCUCGGAGGAGACGAACGCUGUGCUGAAGCGCAUUUUUACGUUCCGCUCCGAAUCGCGCUGCUCGAUCCGCAGCCUGCGGCGAUGGGUGAAUGCCAUUCCCCGUCUGCAGGCGACCGCGCUCGAACUUUGGCACCGUCACCACUCGGUGCCGAUGGUCGCUACGGACCACCACCAGUCCAAGGCGCAGGUCGAGACAACGCCACGCAUUCCGUCCGACGCACUCGCUUCUCUUGUGCCGCAAGAGGACAUGGACUCUUCCGACGUUAUUUCGGAGGCGCUGACGCCACCUUCACAUUCGUCGGCUGUGCCGAACGCAGGGACGUCGCACUUCUCGCAGCUGUCGCUGGACGACGCAUACGACCGGUGUGUUCAGGAACAAGCUGCCAAGAGCGCCAAGCGUGCGCCGCUGCGUGACACCGCAAUGAACCUCUACUUGGCUACUGUCGACGAGGCCCAGUCUCUGCGGCCUCAUCCGCGCGCCGUGCCCGAGUCGAGCGGCGACCAUUUCGCUGCGAAGCCGAAGCCCAACUCCGAUCUUCUUAUUCCCGAUGUGCCGGUCGACGGUUAUUCCGAGACUUCGCAAUCAGCAAGCGACACGGAUUUCACUUUGACACCUGUCAGCAGCCCCGAUGACAGCAUGGACGCCAGCAGCAUAUGGUGCUCGGGCCCCUGUGAGGCGAUUCCGCCCAUUGUUGCGCGGUGA